Molecule: messenger RNA, 1655 nt
Organism: Lampris incognitus (smalleye Pacific opah)
Lineage: Eukaryota; Metazoa; Chordata; Actinopteri; Lampriformes; Lampridae
Gene: gkap1
Product: G kinase anchoring protein 1
Exons: 12
Coding region: 55-1197 (380 amino acids)
Biological process (GO): signal transduction
Cellular component (GO): Golgi apparatus
Source: RefSeq, a predicted model, not a curated record
CGACUGUUUGCAAGCGUUUGGUAAUCGAAAGAUAUCGCUGUAUUUCUUUCCAUCAUGGCAUCGUCUGCGCUGAUCACCGUCCCCACCACCGCCUCCCGUUUCGCUCUGCUUCAGAUCGAUUCGGACUCGGACACCGACACCUCCGAGGCAGGGAAAACCAAUGCUAAAGGCGGACGGGACUCCGGGAAGAACCGGCACGGCAAGGCAGCAGGGAAAGCUACGCAGAACAACGACAAGAAGAAAGACAAGAAAAAGAAAAGGAGAGAGCACCAGCAGAGUGAGGCUAACGAGUUACGAAAUCUGGCCUUCAAGAAGAUCCCUCAGAAGUCCUCUGUCCCACCUCCCGUUACGACGCUUCAGGGAAUUGCCAAUGAGCUCCUCCAUCCUGUAGCAGUAGACCAUGCUAUACCUUCUGAAGGAUGGCAGCAAUGGAAGCAGAGGGAUGAGCAGAUAACCAGUGAGCUGUAUGAGGCAGACUUAGAGAAGGCCUUGAUCCUCAGCAAACUAGAGUAUGAACAACAGAAGCAGAACACCACAGACAUGGCAUCACCCAAGUCCCGAGGAGGGAAAGAGGGGGGAGGAAAGAAGGAGAAGAAGAAGAAUCAGCAGGGAAAAGACAAGAAGACAGUUUCUCUGCAGGACUUCCAGGCUGAAGGCAGUGCUGAGAAUCUGGGUAAGAAACAAGAGAAAGAGGAAGCCAGAGCCGCCAUAGUAGCAGUGGGGUCGGGACAAGAGGAGCGGUUCUUUAACAAACUGGAAAAUGAUGUCAGUCAAAUCAUCCAACGGGAGAAGAGACGUGAGCAGUACGCCAACAGUCAGGGGCAAGAGGUCAACACGUCUACGGAACAUGAACUGGACCCGCGGGCGGAGCAGCUAAAGUUUGAGCUGGAGAAGAAAGACCAGGAGAUUCAUAAACUAAAGAAGACCAUCUCGCAGUGGGAGGUGAAAUAUAAAGAGGUGAAAGCAAGAAAUGCCCAGUUGCUCAAGAUGCUUCAGCAGGGAGAGAUGAAAGAUAAAGCAGAGAUCCUUGUACAGGUGGAAGACCUUCUAAAUAUCAAAGAAGAGCUGUCAUCACAGGUUAGAUUACUGCACGGUGCUCUUGAACAAGAGAAGUCUAAAGUCAAAGGUCUAAAAUCAGAACAACCGAAACAUCAGGGAAACAAGAAGGGGAAGAAAGGUUCAGAGUCAGAACUGUGAAGAUCCCAAGAGUUGUUCAUUGCAAAAAUAAACAAACAAAUGAAGAAAACUGCUGCUGAUUUCCAUCAUGAACCCCUCCCCUUUGUUUUUCAGCACACUAUGCAUGCUCCUCUCUUACAGACACUCAAGAGACAUACACACUCCCACAUGUGCAUACAGACAUGUAUACAAAAAGACACUUAAAGACACAACCCUGACUUAGUGGGAUGUAUUGCACAGCUAAAGAUUAAAAAAAAAGCUAUUGAAAAUGCACUGUAUUGAGUUUCUAUAUUUUGAGGAGACACUUUUGAAUCCAAUCCUGCCUUCUGUAGACAAAAUGUCACAAUCUCUACAGUACUUACAGUACCAUUCUCCAUUUGAACUCAAAGCACGCUGUGUUCCCCAAAUUUAUAUGGCCAGGGUUUGAUGCCAAAAUGAUGUAUGAAUAUGAAAUGUAUGUUUUUCUUUUUCCCAUUAUC